GUCAAACACUUGAGAUCUGAAAAAUAUAUGUUGAUUUGUAAGCUGGUGUUUAACGUAUAAAUUUAUUUACUUUGCUGCUCUGAAGAUGCAAUAUUGGCUUGUGUGCAGUGCGGGCUUCCUGAUACUUCUAUCAGGAAUCAGUCUAUCGAAUGGGCAAGAAAUAUGUCGAAAGAAUGAAAAGUCUCUUACUUUACUGGAUAUGGCUACAGAAUUCAUCGCUGCAGCAAAGCUUCAUUUUCCCAUUAACUUUGACAACAGCACGACUUCAAAUCAGUUUGAUUAUGGAGACGCGGUUAAAUCUUUUACUUAUUUAGAAUGUACCCAGAAACUCAUCGAAAGAGCAAAGGAAAAUUUAACAGCAUACAACAGUUGCGGAGACAGACCACGUGAUUGUUCUGAAGUUUUGGCAAGUGGACACAAACUCAGUGGCGUAUAUACCAUAUACCCCACCAGUCGGCACACAGUGGCAAAAUCAGUAGAUGUUUAUUGUGAUAUGGACACUGACGGUGGAGGAUGGACGGUUAUCCAGAGAAGAGGAAAUUUUUCAACCCAGCAAGAUUUCAAUCUGGGUUGGCGGAAGUACAAAUCCGGUUUCGGGGAUAUACGGGGAGAAUUCUGGUUAGGAAAUGAGUACAUCCAUGCCCUCAGUAACCAGGGACCAUGUGAAAUUCGUUUCGAUCUCGAAGACGUCAGAGGAAUUCGUCGUUUCGCCGUCUACAAAAACUUUCUGAUAGAAGACGAAAGUUCUAAUUAUAGAGUGCGCGUUAGCGGUUACAGAGGCGAUGCGGGUGAUGGAUUCAAACAUUAUGACGGUGUACAGUUCUCAACUAGAGACAACAGUAGAGGAAAUAGUGGAGCUGCUGAAUACCUGAAAGGAGCAUUCUGGCAUCUGAAGGAUUGGGCUUACGUACAUUUGAAUGGAAUCUACCAACCAGGAAAGGAUGAACCUCAAAGCAUUCACUGGUGGGAAUGGUUGGACAAUGAAGGCUUGGCGUUUACAGAAAUGAAAUUGAGAUUACAUUGAAGGGAAGAGAUUACGUUCAAAAACGAAAAAUGAUAUUGCUACCAUUUUUUCUUAAAUCAAUGGAAACAAAACUGUUCGAGCGUAGAAUCUUAAUUGGAAAUAGGCGAUAUUUCUAAUUUCAUUUUAAAAUGUAUUCUUUUGACCAUUGCAACCUUGUUUGUUAGAAAUUUGUUACUAAUUAUUUGCAGAAAUAUUCCGUUUGAAACUUUCUUUCAGGUUAUGGAAUUUUUUUUCCAACAUUAUCAUUUAUUUUAAGAAUAUUUUAACUGUUAAUGCUAAAUAUAUAUAAAUACGUGUGAUUAACUAUAUAAAUAUAUCAGAUGGAAUGACGCUUUUAUGCCGCUUUAUAAUAGUUUUACAUUUAUGACGCUUUAUAAUAGUUUUACAUUUUAUGAAUCCAGUUAUUUUAUUU
Argiope bruennichi is the source of this 1436-nucleotide messenger RNA. Its product is annotated as techylectin-5A-like. The record is from RefSeq and is a predicted model, not a curated record. The transcript has 7 exons. Lineage: Eukaryota; Metazoa; Arthropoda; Arachnida; Araneae; Araneidae. The coding region runs from base 86 to 1024 and encodes 312 amino acids.